Naegleria lovaniensis is the source of this 1509-nucleotide messenger RNA. RefSeq lists its product as uncharacterized. The record is from RefSeq and is a predicted model, not a curated record. Bases 1 to 1509 code for a protein of 502 amino acids. NCBI's taxonomy places the organism in Eukaryota, Heterolobosea, Eutetramitea, Acrasida, Naegleriidae. The transcript has 2 exons.
AUGCCCAAAAAACCACCUUCAAAGCCUCAUCGACGGGAUUCCACAGCAGCAGAAUCAGCUAACAGUGUUCGACACUCUUUGUUGCAUCAAGAGGCAGGGCCCUUAAAAUUGGAUAGCACUUGUGAUUGGCCUGAUGUGUUAAAUCAACGUUUGGCGCAGAUGGUCACACGCAUGAAAGAGAAUGGUUGGUUGUUGCAGCAGUCUGAGGAAAUCGAGUUCAAUGUUUGGAAGCAUAAUUCGUUGCAUGGAAAACCGCAUCAAAGAAAAAUCAUUUUUCGCAAGGGAGAAGAUGAAAUUUUGGAAAUCAUAGAUGGACAAAAACAAAUAGAUAUCACAAAAAUAAGAGAGGUUGACCUUUCACACGACAAUGAGCUGACAAUUUUGCAAGCCAAUCAUCAAACACCAACAUCCUUUUCAUUUGAAAAUCUCAACACAUACCUUUCAUUCGGAAUCAUGUUUCUUUAUGGGCUGCUGAGAUGUCACGACCAAUUACAAAUGAACGAGAAUUUGUCAUGCAUACUCGUUCAAUCCCCAAAUGAUUCCAACCAUUCUCACGCUAUUUCAUCAGAGGUGAAAAUUGUGGCCUUCGCUGGAAUACCAGUCUCAUUUACAUUGUUGAGCCAUGACAUACUUGACUUUCAAAUAACAACAUUAGAGCCCAUAUGGAAGGCGACACUUAUCGCUCAAACCUUAAGCCAACACAAUGUCAAACAGCUGAAAAAACAUCAAUGGAGAGUAUAUAUUGAACUAGAGUGUCAUAGAAACAAGAAAUUGAAAAAGAGAAUACCUGUCUCUAUCAAAUCUUCCAAAUUUUGCUUGAAGCAUAGCCAUUUUUGUUUUCAUGGUGACGCAGUCGCCAAUGCUAAUGACCAGAUAUUCAUUGACGUGCAUACCUGUGACAUGUUUCUCAACCCAUCCUUUUCCGGAUUUAAUUUCGAAUUAUUGGAAAUUCAAAUUUUUGAAGUAACAUCGAAAUCAAGAUUUCAUUGGAUGAAUGGUCAAUUCAUCGGUGGUGAAGACAGUUCUCACUUGAAUAUUGACAUGAUACAAUCUGAAACAAAGAUUGUCAUUGCAUUCUCCAGCAAGAAAGCGUCAAUUUAUGACAUUGAGCUGUUUUACACAAUUGAUGACAAACGAGCGAGCUUGAAUUCGACAGAUCCAAUCGACAGCAGGUUGACGUGCCAGAUAUCUCCUUCGAUAUUUGAUCAUUAUAACAUUCUUUUUAACAAUGAUUCAUUGAAUACAUCAAUGGACGCCCUUUCAAUGGUUUUUACGGCAGUCGACGCAUAUGACAACGAGAUAGAAUUAAAGAACUUGGAGAACAUUGAAAUCAAACUUCGAUACGAUGCUCCUACCGAAUAUCUCGAAUAUGCUGACUUUCUUCAACCUAAUCAUACCUCAAUCAAAGCAACUUACCUUCAUGAAAACGGGCCAAAGUUGAAAGCAUCUUUUACCCCUGCAUGGAAAGGAGUUUAUACAGUUGUUUUUUAUUUCAAGAGCAGAAAAUAA